Messenger RNA from Durusdinium trenchii, 312 nucleotides. The record is from the annotation of a GenBank genome assembly. NCBI's taxonomy places the organism in Eukaryota, Dinophyceae, Suessiales, Symbiodiniaceae.
AUGGCGGAUGAUGAUGAUGUUCCACAAGGAGUCAUCGUUUGUGUACGCUUGCGGCCUAUGUUUGUCAAGAGGCCAGAUGGCACACCAGGGCGCGAAGCGACAUGUCAACGAGUAGUUGAGAUGGAGGGCAAGGCGGAAAAAGGUGUCGGCUGUGCAGUGACGAAGAUCUAUGAUCCCAACGACAUGAGCGCAGAGCCUCGUUCCUAUGCCUUUGAUCGCAGUUGGUGGAGUUGCGAUGGAUCGAAAGAUGAUCCGGAGCGACCAGGCUUCAGCCGCUUAGCAGAACCGAGCUCCACUAGUAGCUCCACUUAG